AUGAAGAUCUGCGUCGUCGCAUUGGUGCUGGUGUUCGUGGCGGUGGCCGCUGCGGCGUUCCCGGCCAAGUUUAUCGCCGACGACCAGCGACCGGCCAACAAGUGGAACCCGCCCCAGUGCAAUACUACGGGCUACUCCUUUAACUGCUGCGACCAGCUCGACUUCACUGUCACGAUUCCCUUUGAAGGCAAGGUCCACAUCAACGACUCGGUGUGCGCCUCGCUCGUGGUGGACCCCAAGAGUCUGAACGCCACCGUGACGCUCAUCAUCGACGGCGCCGUGCUGUACAAGGACACCUUCUCCGUCUACGAUCUGGCCGACGUUUGCGUCCCCAUUCAGUUCGGAGUGAGCAUCUGCCUGAACUGGAGCAAUGUCGUCUGGAACAGCGCCACCGAAGACCUUUCCGGCUGCGCCGACAUCGCUGCCGAGGUCGCCGGCAUCACCAUCUUCGAUCUCCCGCUAGGCUGCUUCAAACUGCAUGUCUAG
Messenger RNA from Acanthamoeba castellanii str. Neff, 486 nucleotides. RefSeq lists its product as uncharacterized. Bases 1 to 486 code for a protein of 161 amino acids. The record is from RefSeq and is a predicted model, not a curated record. The transcript has 4 exons. Lineage: Eukaryota; Discosea; Longamoebia; Acanthamoebidae.